Molecule: messenger RNA, 603 nt
Organism: Entamoeba invadens IP1
Lineage: Eukaryota; Evosea; Mastigamoebida; Endamoebidae
Exons: 3
Coding region: 1-603 (200 amino acids)
Molecular function (GO): GTPase activity; GTP binding
Source: RefSeq, a predicted model, not a curated record
AUGACAACCAAAGAGACCAAAUCCAUUAAAAUAAUUUUACUUGGUGAGUCUGGAGUAGGUAAGACUGCACUAACACAGCGAUAUAUGGAGAAUACAUUUGACCAAUUAUACUUAAGUACAAUAGGUGUAGAUUUUAGUUAUAAAGAGAUCACACGAAAUGGUAUUAACUUACGAGUAUGUGUAUGGGAUACUGCUGGCCAAGAGCGCUUCCGUUCAAUAGGUAAAAGUUAUUACAAAGGAGCUGAUGGGGCUGUUGUAGUUUUUGAUGUGAACAACCCCGACUCUUUUCGACGAGCUCAAUAUUGGAUUGAUGAGCUUCAAACGGAAGACGCUGGUCAAUGCACACUUCUUGUAGGCAACAAAAUUGAUUUAGAAAAGCGAGUGAAUGACGAACAAGUCUAUCAAAUGUAUCCCGGCAAAUUGUAUAUCAAGACAUCCGCCAAGACAAGUUUUAACAUCGAUCUAGUCUUCUCGAAGUUCCUCGACUUAUAUUUCCAAAAUACGACACAUGAGUGUUCCACCCCGCCUUCUGUUGUAUCACCGACGCUUGAUGUCCACCCGCCUCUUCUUUUACACAAAGGACAACACCUGUGCACUUGUUAA